UGAGCGCAAUAAUUCAGAAGUCCCAGAGGAAGUUGCCAAGCAUUUGAACGACUAUUACCCAUUUCUCUUAUAAACAGCACUCUCCACUUGCAGCAACUACUUCCUUCCAACACCUCUCUUUCUUUCUUUCUUGCAAAAACCUGCGUUUUGCUUUCAUCUUUUUUCUUCGGCACUUGAGAGAGAUGGCUGAACAAAUCCCCUAUGGUGUUGCCACUUCACUCGUCAACAAGAUUGCUUCACUUGCCUUUCGUGAAAUCGGGAGGAUCUAUGGAGUCAUGGAUGACCUUGAGAAGCUGAAGGACACUUUGGAAUCCAUCCAAGUCGUGCUUUCUGAUGCUGAGCUCAAACAAGGCCAGAAUGCUACUAUUGCCCACUGGAUCAAAAGGUUCAAAAAAGUGCUCUAUGAUGCUGAUGACUUGCUUGAUGACGUCUUCAUCAAAGACUUGCGCCGCAAAAGAAUGAGUCAGGUGCGUGGCUUCUUUUCCAAAUCUGUGAAUCCAAUUCUUUUCCGUGCUAAGUUAGCUCGUAAGAUUGAGAAUAUUCGAAAGGAGUUUAAUAAUGUUGCUCAAGAUAUGUCUAAGUUGAACCUGAAUCAGAGUUCGGUAAUUCUUAAGCAAGAUGAGUGUGCGUGGAGGGAAACAAGUUCGUCCGUUUUGCAAUCAGAGAUAAUUGGAAGAGAAGAGAAUAAGAAUGAAAUUGUUAACCUGCUGAAGCAAACUCAUCCGAACCAAAAUGUUUCUUUAAUUGUUGUUGUUGGUAUGGGGGGUUUAGGCAAGACAGCCCUUGCUCAGCUCGUGUACAAUGCUGCUAAAGACCAGAACCUCUUUCAGAAAUACAUGUGGGUGUGUGUUUCAGAAGAUUUCGAUGUGAAAACUAUUUUGAAGAAGAUGCUGGAGUCUUUAAAGAAGGAUGCUGUUGGUGAUUCAUUAGAGGCCCUACAACAGAAGUUGCGAGAAGCAUUGAAUGGGCAAAAUUAUAUGCUUGUGCUUGAUGACGUGUGGAAUGAAGAUCAUUCAAAGUGGAGUGAUUUAAGAACACAUUUGAUGUGCGGAGGUCAAGGCAGUAAGCUAUUAGUUACGACUCGUAGUACAUUGGUUUCUAAAGCAAUGGGUAUUGACGAGCCGUAUGUUUUGAGUGGUUUGACAGAUGAGCAAUCAUGGACAUUGCUAAAGAACCUGACAUUUGGUGAAGAUAGCAGCAGAAUGAGCUCUGAAUUGCAAACAUUCGGAGAGGAAAUCGCAAAGAAGUGUAGAGGAGUGCCCUUGGCGAUCAAAACAAUAGGAGGCUUCCUACGGAUAAGGGUUGAAGAAAUUGAUCAAUGGUCAAGUCUUCUGCAUGGUGAUAUUUGGAGGUUAUGUGAAGAAGAGAAUAAUAUCAUGCCGGUGCUAAAUUUGAGUUACCGAAACUUGCGUCCUGAACUAAGACAAUGUUUUGCGUAUUGUUGUCUAUAUCCAAAGGAUUCAGUAAUAAAAAAGGAUGAAUUGAUUCAAUUGUGGAUGGCUCAAGGUUAUCUUGCAAGUCCAAUUGAAACACAAUCUAUGGAAGAUAUAGGUAAUCAAUAUGUCAAGAUUUUGUUAAUGAGGUCAUUUUUCCAGGAUGCAUCAAUGGAUGAAAAUGGUCAUAUUAGGUCGUUUAAAAUGCAUGAUUUGAUGCAUGAUCUUGCAACGUUAGCUGGAAAUGAUUGUUACUUACAUACAGAGGGAAAAGCAAUUGUUGGAAGACCCAUGCACGUGGCAUUUGAAACUAGCACCGAUUGUUCAUUGGAUGUGUUUGAUGUUUGCAAAUUACGGACAAUCAUCAAUUGCAAGAUUGCUACCAAUUUAGUGGCCAAACUCUCUUUUAUGGAAAAACUGAAGUGCCUUCGUGCUUUGAAUUUGUCAUUUCAUUCUAUGUCUCAGCUACCAAAGUCCAUUGAAAAAUUCAAACAUUUAAGAUAUCUUGAUCUUUCAUACUCUCAAAACCUAGGAAGUUUGCCUGAAUCGAUUGGCAAUCUUGUUUGUUUGCAAACAUUAAAAUUAGAACAUUGUAAAUCUUUAGUUAGUUUGCCUGAAUCGAUUGGCAAUCUUGUUUGUUUGCAAACACUAAAUUUAAAAGAUUGUCAAUCUUUAAUUAGUUUGCCUGAAUCGAUUGGCAAUCUUGUUUGUUUACAAUUAUUAAAACUAAAACGUUGUAGAUCUUUAGUUAAUUUGCCAGAGUCAGUUGGCAAUCUUAUUUGUUUACAGUCAUUGAUAUUAAAUGAUUGUGAGCAACUUGUUUUUCCAACAAAAAUAAUUACAAAAUUGAUCAAUUUGAAGAAGCUGGACAUUGAAGGUUGUAAAGCCUUUGAAGAUGGCAUGCCAGUAGGAUUGGAGAAAUUGAUUUCAUUGCAAUCCUUAUCAAGCUUUGUAGUAGGGAAUAACAAAAAAGAUACAAGUGGCAAAUUGAAUGAACUGAAAGAGCUUGUUGACCUCAGAGGCAAAUUGACCAUUAGUGAAUUGGGUUUGGUAAAGGACGCGGCAUCGGAAUCUCAUGAGACAAAUAUGAGAUCAAAGAAACACAUCCAAGACCUUUCUCUGUUAUGGGGGCUCAGAGUCUCUGAUUCCAGUGAAUAUGAAAUAAGAAAGAGUGAGAGCUUGGUGUUAUUGGAUAAUCUUUGUCCCCAUCAGAAUCUGAGAUCACUACAAUUGGAAGGCUUUCCAGGAGUGAGGUUUUCAGAUUGGCUUAUGUCGCUAAUUCAUGUUGUUCGCAUAUCUCUCUUCUAUCUUCCCAAUUGCAAACAUCUCCCACCUUUGGAGAGACUGCCUUGUCUUCGUGAGCUUGAGAUUAAGUUUAUGAGAUCGCUGGAGUGGAUGGAUUAUUAUGAAAAUAUUGGCGAUGUGUUCUUCCCAUCUUUGGAGCAACUCAAAAUCUCUUUCUGUGGGAAUCUGAGGGGAUGGGAGAUGUUAGGGGAUGAUAAGAAUGAAAAUGAGACUCAAAACCAUCUUUCUCUACCUCCUUUUCCCCGUCUGUCUUCUCUCGUAAUUAAUGAUUGUCCAAAGUUGACAUGCAUGCCUUCUUUCCCACACGUUGAGAAGUUGGAGUUAGAAUGGCAUAGUAACGUGAAGCCGACGUUGGAAACAUGUAUGGUUAAGCAUGAGUCUUCAUCCAUCUCUCCUCUCUCUCAUCUCAAGCAGCUUUCGGGAGUUACAGAGAUAGAAGCAAUGGCAGAGGACUGGAUGAAAAACCUCACAUCGCUCCAGAGUCUCCACCUUGGUGGAUCGUCAGCCAUUCAGAUUCUGUCACGACACUUGCAAUAUCUUCCUUCUCAACUUCAACACUUGGAUAUAAGUUUCGAUGACGAGAAGCUUGACCUCUGGAAACACACACAAGGUCGUGGUCCUCCUCAUGCGCUCUCUUCUCUGCAGACAAUCAUCUUCUACGGUUGUGAGAACAUGAAGGCUUUACCCGAGCAGAUUGGCAACCUCCAAUCACUAAGGGUUUUAGAGAUUAGCCAUUCACCUAAAUUAGAGUCAUUGGAUGAAGCUGAACGUUGCCUUACCAACAUACACACACUACGGAUCUAUGGUUGUCCAAUCCUAAAGCGCAAAUACGACCCUGAUAGUGGAGAAGAUCGGGCCAAGAUUGCUCACAUCCCAAACAUAACCAUAUAAUGAGAUUGAUCCCCUCAAAAGGGGAUUCUUGAAAAUCAUUUUCAUCUUGGCAUACUUUCAAAUUUCAAUAGGCCCAUGUCCGCUGCUUCAACAUGGAUGAUUGAUUAGGAAGAUACAAAUAUUUAGUCUCAUCAUUCCAUUUUGCAAAAUGUUGAAUCCUCAAGAUGGUCAAAUUUUGACCCAGUUCCUCCUUUGGGUACAACACUGAUUAAAUUUAUUUUCUUGGUUAGGUAGCAUGUAAAGGAAGUGACAUUCAGCUACAAGCGAAUUACCACUAGUUUCAAACUUAUUUAGUUUGUGCAAUAACCCGGUUAGCACAUGAGAUGGAGUGUUUUGUUUACAACAAAUGGUUCAUGUAAAUGCAUAGGCAUGGCUUAUCCUUCAGAUUUCAGUUGUGGCAUCUAAAAGUAGCUAUGGAAAAAGAAGAGGAUUCCAACUUAGAAAAUAGGAAGCUGUUUUUAUGAUGAAUAUUUACAUCAAGAUUAUUUCCAGAAGGCAUCAGAGAUGGAUUAAGAGAAAUGUUGCUGGUAUUGAACUACUUGAUCUGCUUCUUCUGGUGUGGAACACCUCUUAUGUCAUCACCUCUCUUAAUUUAGUUGGAGCUCCUUCCAGUCUUUGCAAUAUUUGCGGAGAAAGAAAAGUUCUUGGGCCAUGAUAUAUAACUCACUAUCCAAUAGAGCGCCAGUUCUUAGAAGAUUAUUGGGUUUGGAUUCUCAUAUUGCCUCUUCAUUUUCCUUGUUUAUAAUUAAAUUUGCCGUUCAAGCAAGAGCAUUAUCUGGCUUCAUGUGAUAACGAUUAAAUGACUAGUUGGAUCCAUAUAUGGUUUUGUGGCAUCUCCUCCUCCUGAUGGCCAUGCCGAAGGGAGCGGGUAGAGUUGCUGGGUAGGUUAUUUCAAGGCACAGUGGAGAUUGCUUUAUUUCUUGCUUCAUGUGAAAGAUAUUCCUACAUUUGAUUUCAGGUUGGUGAUUAUGUAAUAUGGGUUGUGGCUAUUUGAGACGCAACAUGGUAAUAGGAGGUUUGGUAUGAACUGGCAUGUAUGUUCAUUGAGAUAGGCUUAUUGUACGGGAAUUUAUUGUUCAAACUUCCCAUGUUUGUGUAUGUUGUUCUAUGAUCUGUGAUGUGAUAUCAUAAACUUUGAUGUAUCACCUACUGUGUUUCCCUCUUGUUUUGGAAGCACACUUUAUCUAUCUAAAACGAGUAUUAUCACAA
Messenger RNA from Arachis stenosperma, 4838 nucleotides. RefSeq names its product putative disease resistance protein RGA4. Gene Ontology annotation, biological process: defense response to other organism. Lineage: Eukaryota; Viridiplantae; Streptophyta; Magnoliopsida; Fabales; Fabaceae. Bases 183 to 3629 code for a protein of 1148 amino acids. The record is from RefSeq and is a predicted model, not a curated record. The transcript is spliced from 7 exons. Gene Ontology annotation, molecular function: ADP binding.